AUGGGAAUGGAUCAGAAUCAUCAUGAAUCUGGUGAAGAUGUCUCUGAUCUAAUGUUCGUGAAGAGAUCAGGUUGCUGUUUCUGGAUUCCAUGUUUAGGUUCCGAUAGAUCGAACGCCGGUGGUAGAGGUCCCGUUUGGUGGGAGAGAAUCAGGAAUCCCGACAACGACGAACAGUGUUGUUUUGCGAACCGAAACAACAACGUUGAUAACGAAGAGAGGAAAUGGUGGAGGAAAGGUUGGAAUGCAGUAUUAAAGGUUAGGGAAUGGUCGGAGAUCAUUGCUGGACCACGCUGGAAGACUUUCAUUCGACGAUUCAACAAGAACAACAACAACAACAACAACGGAAACAGAGGUGGAGGAUUAGGGUGGAAGAAUGGGAAAUACCAAUACGAUCCUAUGAGCUAUGCGCUCAAUUUCGAUGAAGGGCAUGGGCAAGACAGUCUUAUAGACAAGGAUCGCAUCUACCGUGACUUCUCCUCCCGUUACGCUUCCAUUCCGAUCAGCGUCAAGUCGUCCAUGGAUCUCGGCAAAGACACCCCUUCUUUCACCCUUGUCGGUUGA
Molecule: messenger RNA, 561 nt
Organism: Telopea speciosissima
Lineage: Eukaryota; Viridiplantae; Streptophyta; Magnoliopsida; Proteales; Proteaceae
Exons: 1
Coding region: 1-561 (186 amino acids)
Source: RefSeq, a predicted model, not a curated record